AUGCUUUGGAAACUCAGGUUAGUGGUUCAACAUCUUUCCCACCUAUCCAAGAAAAAGAAUACUUUUCAUUUUCUCUUCAAGAAAAAGAAGUCUUGAAGGAAGAAACGAGCAAAAAUGGCACUAGAUGGAGAGACUAAAACUGAGUCAGGUAACGAAAAGCAAGUGAGCAAGCACCAAGAGGUUGGCCACAAGAGUCUUUUGCAGAGCGAUGCUCUUUAUCAGUAUAUUCUUGAAACGAGUGUGUAUCCACGCGAACCGGAACCCUUGAAGGAGCUUAGAGAGGUCACGGCAAAACAUCCAUGGAAUCUGAUGACAACAUCAGCAGAUGAAGGACAGUUUAUAAACAUGCUAUUGAAACUAGUGAAUGCUAAGAACACCAUGGAGAUUGGUGUCUUCACCGGUUACUCCCUUCUUGCUACGGCCCUUGCUCUUCCUGAUGAUGGCAAGAUUUUAGCAAUGGAUAUAAACAGAGAUAACUAUGAGUUGGGACGCCCUAUCAUAGAGAAGGCUGGAGUCGCCCACAAAAUCGACUUUAGAGAAGGCCCUGCCUUACCGGUCCUCGAUGAAAUGAUUGCAGAUGGAAAAUAUCAUGGGACAUUUGACUUCGUAUUUGUUGAUGCUGACAAAGACAACUACAUCAACUACCAUAAAAGGCUGAUUGAUUUAGUAAAAGUCGGUGGUUUGAUUGGUUACGAUAACACCCUAUGGAAUGGCUCAGUUGUUGCCCCACCAGAUGCACCAAUGAGAAAGUACGUAAGGUAUUACAGAGAUUUUGUGUUGGAACUCAACAAAGCCUUAGCUGUUGAUCCAAGGAUUGAGAUAUGCAUGCUUCCUGUUGGUGAUGGGAUUACCUUAUGUCGUCGGAUCAAUUAAUUUUUAUCCAUGUUAUGAUAGCGUCUACCAAACAAAAUGGGAUAUAUCAUAUAUGUUGUGGGUUGGCCCCAAUAUAAAGAUCGCAUAUGCUUUUGUUUUGUUAAUUCCUUUAUUUUAUCUAUUUUGUAUAAUAUAUGAUCAUUGAAUUACCAGAUGAUCCAUUAUGCA
Molecule: messenger RNA, 1041 nt
Organism: Lactuca sativa (garden lettuce)
Lineage: Eukaryota; Viridiplantae; Streptophyta; Magnoliopsida; Asterales; Asteraceae
Product: caffeoyl-CoA O-methyltransferase 5
Molecular function (GO): S-adenosylmethionine-dependent methyltransferase activity; O-methyltransferase activity
Source: RefSeq, a predicted model, not a curated record